This is a messenger RNA of Moneuplotes crassus, 1314 nucleotides long. Lineage: Eukaryota; Ciliophora; Spirotrichea; Euplotida; Euplotidae. The record is from the annotation of a GenBank genome assembly.
AUGGACAGUUCUUCAGAUAACAUUAAGGAAGACUCAAACUUAGAUUCCGAGGAUUAUGAUAGUGAACUUGAUCAAAAGAAGGAGUCAAAAUACAAUAAAGCUACCAGCAAUGACCGCUUAUCAUCGAAUGUAUUCUCCAAACAGUCCAUAGCCUCACCAAAGACAAAUCUUACUUCAGUUAAUAAUAACUUACACCCAAUUUAUGGGGACGAAAAGAAGGUCACCUACUCAAGCAGCAGACGGAAACUGAACAUUAACUGGGAUAGGACGAAUCUUAAUAAAAUAAACGAGAUGGCUGAGAUAAAUCACCUGAAGAAGCCAUCUGAAGAGACCAAAGGGACGACAACUUCCAAUAAUAAAUCCAAAAACAAGAUUUCUGAACGGAGAGAGGAGGAGGAAGAGAGCUCUCUUCUGUCAAAAGGUCUCUCACAGAAGAAGAAUGAUGAUGAUAUCAUCGGUAAAAUAGAACUCCUUGACAAGGUCGAUGAAGAGCCCUCAAAAAUGACUCAUACUGUUGAUAAGUCCUCGAUGAGUGCAUCUCAUAUCUUCUGAUUUGUGGUUAUCUGAAUCACUAAUAUCCUUGUUAAUGUAGACCAUGGAUGAAUACCUGCAUGCACAGUUACGAUAAAGAAGGACCUUGGCCUUGACAAUGCAUCUCUUGGGCUACUGGGCUCUGCAGUGUAUUGAGGACUUUUAGCAGGCUCUUUUACUUCUCCUCCUACAUUUCACCAUUUCUGAGUGAAGAACAUUAUCCUUGUUUGUAUUCUGUUUAAUAUGGUAUGACUUAUUGGCUUCACACUUGUUAGAGACUUCUUCGUUCUCUCAGUUUUCCGGUUCGGAGUAGGCUUCUUCCAAGUCUUCUUAUGAAUAUAUUUCCCUGUUUGGGUAGAUCUUUUUGCGUAUGAAAAGUAUAAAACAAUUUGGUUAACAAUUCUUCAAAGCUCAGUACCUCUUGGGGUAGUCCUUGGAUAUGGAAUCACAGCUAUCUUUGAUCAAGAAUUUAAGGCAUGGAGAUACAGCUAUUAUACCCAAGCUGGCAUGUACUUCUUACUCUUUUUCACCUUCUUAUGAAUCCCUAGAGAAUAUAUUGAAGAAAUCGAAAACGAGAAAACUGAAAAGAAUACCCAAGAAUCUCAAAAUAAUGAUAACCCAAGGGUGAUUAAGGAAGAGAUCUCAGGACUUGAAGAUGAGUUCUCUGAGCAGUUCCCAGAGGAUGACAGUGGAUACAGUUGUGAGAUGUCUUCUAAGAUUGAUAUUUCAGGUAUACACCAUAGGUUUGAUUAGGACUCCUCUAUUUUGUAUAAAUCAUUUUCU